AGGGCGCCGCCCCCCGCCGCCAUCUUUGUGGCGGGCAGAAGCGGGAGGAAGGCGGCAGUGGGCUAUCCUCUUCCUCCUCCUCGGGGUUGAGGCGACUAAGUGAGCGAGCUAACCCUCCGCUUCCGGCCUUGCUGUGGGGCCUCUGCUUCCCGCUGGUGCCCCAGGCUCCUCCGGGAGAUGUAGGCCCCUGCCCCUGUGAGGGAGAGGCUGAGGCUCGGCGGCCGGCGCUUUCCCUUCUCUGCCUUUAUUUCUAACGACUCGCAGGUCUGUGACUGACCCCUCUCGUUUCUGAGUCAGGUGAAAUGGCCCUUCUCCGCCUGCUGGGGCUGCUGCCCGGAGCGCUGGCCCGGCCGGCCUGCGGGCGGGCUCUGCACCGGGCGGUCCCGCCACCGGCCGCCCCAGACUUCAAUAGCUUUGUCACUCGGACCAAUACUUGUGGAGAGCUACGUUCUGCUCACGUUGGACAAGAGGUCACACUGUAUGGCUGGAUUCAGUAUCAAAGACAAGGCCUGUUUCUGGUUUUGAGGGAUUUCCAAGGACUGACCCAGAUCAUCAUUCCACAGGAUGAGGCACAUUCCCAUGUGAAGAAGCUCUUGUCUGAUGCCCCAAUGGAGUCUGUUGUGCGAGUGACUGGAAUUGUGUCCCCUCGCCCCCCAGGGCAGGAGAAUCCGAAAAUGCCAACAGGGGAUAUUGAAGUGAAGGCAGAGACUGCAGAGAUCCUAAACUCCUGCAAGAAGCUACCUUUUGAAAUGAAAGAUUUUAUCAAGAAAUCAGAGGCCUUACGGAUGCAGUAUCGCUACUUGGACUUGCGUAGCUUCCAGUUGCAGCAUAACCUGCGGCUGAGAUCACAGAUAGUGAUGAGGAUGCGGGAAUACUUGUGUAACCUCCAUGGGUUCGUGGAUGUAGAAACUCCAACGCUCUUUAAAAGAACCCCAGGGGGAGCAAAAGAAUUCGUUGUGCCCUCGAGGGAAGUGGGCAAGUUCUACUCUCUCCCACAGAGUCCUCAGCAGUUCAAGCAGCUCCUCAUGGUUGGAGGCCUGGACAGGUACUUUCAAGUUGCUCGCUGCUACCGAGAUGAAGGUUCGCGGCCUGACAGGCAGCCUGAGUUUACUCAGAUAGAUAUAGAGAUGUCAUUUGUAGAUCAAGCUGGGAUCCAGAGAUUGAUAGAGGGCCUUCUGCAAUAUUCCUGGCCUGAGGAAAGAGGCUGCAUUACGACUCCUUUCCCUUCCAUGACAUACGAGGAGGCACUGGCUGACUAUGGGACUGAUAAACCAGACACUCGUUUUGGGAUGAAGAUAGUGGAUAUCAGUGACUUUUUACGAAGAUCAGACAUUCAGUUUGUGCAGAAUGCACUCAGUUACCCACACGGCACUGUCAAAGCCAUAUGUAUCCCUCAGGGAGUGAGAUAUCUUAAAAAUAAAGAUUUGGAGUCAUUAAAGGAGUCUGCAAAAUCCCAGUUUAACCAGGAAAUCGUGGAAAUUAUCUGCAGGCCUGAUAGAAACUUGAAGUCUCUGCUUACAAAGUUUCUUGGUGAGAAGCAGCAGUCAGAGCUUAUCCAAGCGCUGAACAUGCAGGUGGACGAUGUGGCACUGCUGGCAGCUGGUGAACACAAGCAAGUGUGCUCUGCAUUAGGAAGGCUACGGUUGGAGAGUGCUGACCUCCUUGAGGCGGCUGGGCUGGCACUCCGUGAUCCAACAACUUUUCACUUUCUGUGGGUGGUGGAUUUUCCGCUUUUCCUCCCCAAGGAAGGGAAUCCCACUGAAUUGGAAUCUGCUCAUCACCCUUUCACAGCUCCUCAUCCUUCAGAUACCAGUCUCCUCUAUUCUGACCCCACAAAGGUCCGUAGCCAGCACUAUGACCUUGUGCUGAAUGGCAGUGAAGUUGGAGGUGGCUCCAUCAGAAUUCAUAGCGCAGAACAGCAGCGUUUUGUGCUGGAGAAAGUGCUGAAGGAAGAUUCUGAGGUGCUUUCCCAUCUGCUGGAGGCUUUGGAGUUUGGAGCUCCACCUCAUGGAGGAAUUGCUUUAGGACUUGACAGGCUGAUCUCUCUCAUCGUUGAUGCUUCAAGUAUCAGAGAUGUCAUUGCUUUUCCUAAAUCCUUCAGGGGACGGGACCUGAUGGGCAAUGCUCCAGACUAUGUCACUCCAGAAGAACUAGAGCCAUAUCACAUCCAGGUUUCCUGGCCUCUUGCAGAGAAAGAGGCAAAGCAAAAUUGACUUAAAGCCAGUGACGUGAGCUGAUCUGUUUAACCGGAGGAGAUGACAAGAAAUCUGUGACAGCAUAGCAGGGUUGCCAGUCUCAUGUGAAUUCUGCCUGGUCCUGCAAACUUGUCUCUACAGUGGUGAAUAAUGCAGCAGCAAGUGCCUUGUGAGUAACAGUCUGUUCAUCCCUGGCCCAUACCAGAACAGGCACAGUGGAGGAGCAACUACUGAGUAGAGCAUGGGCUCUGGCAGCAUCCUACCAGACCAAGCCACUUGGCUCUGCUCUGUAGUAUACAGCAAGCCCUUGGCUGAGGCACUCCAGUGGGUGUGUUAACUCUGUGUUUAGGUUGGAGAAAGCAGCAAAUCGGUGGGAGGAAAGGAGGAAGGUGCAGAAGCUGAGGAAAAAAGAAGGAAGAGCUUACCUGAAUAAGCUAGGAAGAUGGUGCAAAGGAAGAAAAGGGAGAACUGCUGUGUCCCAGCUGAAAAGGACAGCAGGGAGCAUCUGCUAGAGGAAGUGCAUGAGGACAGAAGGAAGACUGCCAUUCUUGUCUGAGCUAAUACUGAACUCCAGCCUUCUGCAGGAGAUCCUAGCCUGCAGAUUCUUGCAGAUUCUGGGCUGCUCCAAGGGUUACCGGCUGAUUCAGUCUCCACAUUGUGGGAUAACAUUACAUGGUGGCACACACUUGUUUUUUUAAAUACUGGACCGUCCUGUUGACAAGAAACAGUGAGGUGGCUCUUCUUAACUUUUUUUUGUUUGUUAAGUACUGUCCAUAGACAAAUGGCAGUAGAGCUGACUUGCUGCUACUUGACAGAUUAUAAAAUGAUGGAUUUAUGUGCUUAAAAGAAAACUUAAAUCCUUUCAUAUGUUAUGAUUGUUAUUGUCAGUCUUGGAGCAUGAUUAAAUACUAUUUAAAAAAAAAAAGAAAA
Molecule: messenger RNA, 3125 nt
Organism: Phalacrocorax carbo (great cormorant)
Lineage: Eukaryota; Metazoa; Chordata; Aves; Suliformes; Phalacrocoracidae
Source: RefSeq, a predicted model, not a curated record